AUGAACGCCAUGCCCAAGCAAUCGUACAAUCUGCCAAGGUUGACAGCGUUUGCCAACAAAGUGGCGGCUGUGGACUCAGAAGAACACGAGGAGGUUGGGACAGUCGAGACUCCAAGACUGGUGGCAACGGAGGUGGUCUCGAGCGAACCACUGUCCGCUGACGCCGACGUCGACGAAGAGAACUCACAUCACGAGGAACGUGACUGGAGCCAUGACUUGUGUGAAUGCUGCCUGAACAAGUCACAUUGCGCUUUGACAACCUUCUUCCCGUGGUGUAUGACCUGUCAUGAGUACAAACUGCAUGGGGAGGGCUGUGGGACACCCUUGUGCUUAUGUAUGAGCCUCCUUCCCUUGACUACACAAUACCGCACAAAACACCAUAUUCGGAUAUGUGUGCAUUUCUCAUCAUUCCAGGGUUCAAUAUGGAAGGACUGCUUGCUCUCGACGUUCUGCUGGCAGUGCCAGCUUUGUCGUCUUCACAGUGACUUUCUGUCAACGCAGCAGUCCAACUCACCGGACGUAGAGUCAGACGGAGAAUUACAGAGCUCAAGAAGUGGAGUCGUGGCCUUAGAUCACGAUUAA
Messenger RNA from Mesocestoides corti, 582 nucleotides. The record is from the annotation of a GenBank genome assembly. NCBI's taxonomy places the organism in Eukaryota, Metazoa, Platyhelminthes, Cestoda, Cyclophyllidea, Mesocestoididae.